GUAUUCAAAUCACAGAAGCAAGAGGCAAGCUAGGGUCUGUUACCUCACUGCUGAUUUCCCUGGCAAAUAAACCAGCAGCUGCUGGUCCAUGAACCAAGUUACCACCAGGACCAGGGCACUGUGUGCAUGGAACAGGAUGCAUUCAUGGAACCCUUCAGCAGCACGGCUGGGGUCCUUCGGUGCAAGAUAUACCUCCUUCUCUUAGCAGGUGCUUGCUCAGGGCUGAAGGUGGCGGUGCCGUCGCAGACCGUCCAUGGCAUCAGGGGUCAGGCUCUCUAUCUCCCCGUGCACUAUGGAUUCCACACUCCAGCAUCAGACAUCCAGGUCAUAUGGCUUUUUGAGAGACCCCAUACGAUGCCCAAGUACUUGCUGGGCUCUGUGAACAAGUCUGUGGUUCCCGACUUGGAAUACCAGCACAAAUUCACCAUGAUGCCACCCAAUGCCUCCCUGCUCAUCAACCCACUGCAGUUCACCGAUGAAGGCAAUUACAUUGUGAAGAUCAACAUCCAGGGAAACGGAACUCUGUCAGCUAGUCAGAAGAUUCAAGUCACGGUUGAUGACCCUGUCACGAAACCAGUGGUGCAGGUUCAGCCUUCCUCUGGGGCUGUGGAGUACGUGGGAAACAUGACUCUGACAUGCCUCGUGGAAGGGGGCAGCCGGCGCGUUUACCAGUGGCUGAAGAAUGGGAGGCCUGUCCACACCAGCUCCACCAACUCCUUCUCUCUUCAGAACAACAGCCUUCAUAUUGCUCCAGUGACCAAAGAAGACAUUGGGAAUUACAGUUGUCUGGUGAAGAACCCUGUCAGUAAGAUGGAAAGCGACAUCAUUAUGCCUACCAUAUACUAUGGACCUUAUGGACUUCGAGUUAAUUCUGAUAGAGGACUAAAAGUAGGGGAAGUGUUCACUGUGGAUAUUGGAGAAGCCAUCUUGUUUGAUUGUUCUGCUGAUUCUUAUCCUCCCAACACCUACUCCUGGAUCCAGAGGACAAACAAUGCCACAUAUGUCAUUAAGCAUGGUCCUCGCUUGGAAGUUGCAUCCGAGAAAAUAGCCCAGAAGACAACCGACUAUGUGUGCUGUGCUUACAACAACAUAACUGGAAGGCGAGAUGAAACUCACUUCACCAUCAUCAUCACUUCUGUAGGAAUAGAGAAGCUUGCACAGAAAGGGAAAUCAUUAUCCCCUUUAGCAAGUAUAACUGGAAUAUCACUCUUUUUGAUUAUAUCCAUGUGUCUUCUUCUCUUAUGGAAAAAAUUUCAACCCUACAAAGUUAUAAAACAAAAGCUAGAAGGCAGGCCAGAAACAGAAUACAGGAAAGCACGAACAUUUUCAGGCCACGAGGAUGCGCUGGAUGACUUUGGAAUAUACGAAUUUGUUGCUUUCCCAGAUGCUUCUGGUGUUUCCAGGAUGCCCACGAGAUCUGUUCCAGCCUCUGAUGGUGUACCAGGGCAAGAUCUGCACAGUACAAUUUACGAAGUUAUUCAGCACAUCCCUGCCCAACAGCAAGAUCAUCCAGAGUAAGCAUUCACGGGCAAAGCAGUGCAUUUAAGUGAAAUAAGGAAAGCACAUUUUGAGGAAAGCAGUGGAAAUGUAUAUUCAUCUGGAAUCAGUGAAGAAAUCAAGCCAGAUACCUCUUACUCAUUGGUCCUUUUAAUGCAGAAUAAAGUCAUUUAUAAAAAUCUGACCGCAGAUUUUCCAGCAUACACACAAUGCAUUGUGCAGCAGAGGAGCGUGGUGGGGCAAGAGUUCCCAGAGGACAGCCUUUAUCGUGCUGACAGAAGAAAGAAAAGGACGGGACUUUCCAAUUACUCUUUUUGUAUCAUGUUUCCUACAAAGCUCAAUUAGUUCUAAUCUAUACUUUCCCUUUCCUCAGCACCGACACUAUCCUAUCUAACCUACAAGUGUGGAAACUUUUAUUUGUAAAAUCUUCAGCAGGCUUUGUUUUAUUAAAUUUUAAAUUGCUACACUUUUAAAUUUUCAUUCCCAAAUUUCCUUCUUGCUGUUUGUACCAUGGAAUAAUAAAGAUGAUUGUCACAAAAGCAAGAGUGUGCCUUCUCCUAGGUCAUCAAUCACCAAUGGAGUUUUUUACAAGACUUGUAAAACACUGAAGGAAAUGACUUAUUAAAGUCUGAUUUUUACUUUUGUUCAAGGAACAGAGGAUUCAAAUAAAUUAUUAUGCUUUUGCUUAUAUAUAGCCUUGAUUCUUUGUCUUGCAGAGUAAAAAUCUUACAUAAAUUGACAUUAUAGAAUUAGAUUUUUUUAAUCCCUUUUCCCCGGUGUGCCAAAAUAAGACUCUUGCUCUCACAUGGCUAUUUACUUUUCAGGCUAGAAAUUUUUACUUUAUUGGAUUGUGACUUCUCCUUGUAUAUUGCUGUAUUCUAAAAAACAAAAACAGGAACCAAAUGGUAGAAUUUAAAAACACCACUUUAUAACUCCCAAAUGAAAUAACUGAUUCGGAUAACAGUUAGCACUAGGCAAGACUGCUAGAUAAAAUUUACCAGAUCAAACUACCAAGAAUCCUGUUGCGGAAACCCUUCGUAGGAAAGGUGGUCGCGGCCCAGAGAGAAGCAGGUCUGCAGAGUGGCACAGAGAGC
This is a messenger RNA of Dama dama (fallow deer), 2591 nucleotides long. RefSeq names its product HEPACAM family member 2 (gene HEPACAM2). The record is from RefSeq and is a predicted model, not a curated record. Bases 127 to 1518 code for a protein of 463 amino acids. The transcript has 10 exons. Lineage: Eukaryota; Metazoa; Chordata; Mammalia; Artiodactyla; Cervidae.